AUGGAAGUUAAAAGUGAUGUUCCGAUUAAAAAGCCAAAUUCACUACUUGGCAUUAGACACCUACAAGCUUUAAUGUUAUUUCUGGCACUUUUACUGGCAUUUGCGAUGAGAGUGAAUAUUAGUAUGGCUAUAGUCGCUAUGACUGACAAGGACACCGAAGAUGCUUUUGAUUGGAGCAUUCAGACUCAGAGUGUAAUUCUGUCAUCAUUCUUCUGGGGUUACAUUGUAUUGCAAGUACCAGGUGGUGAAAUGGCUGCCAAAUUCGGCGGAAUGAUUCUAAUAACUCUGUGUGUCGGUAUCAAUUCUGCUGUUUCAUUGAUUUUACCCAUAGGAGCUUACUAUGGAGGCUGGCAACUGGUAUGCGCUUGUCGAGUUGUACAAGGAUUGUCUCAAGGCUUCAUUUUCCCUUCAAUCCAUCACUUGAUAGGGAAAUGGGUUCCUCUGGAGGAGAAAAGCAGAUUAGGAACCUUAAUAUACGCUGGUGCGCAACUAGGAACAGCUAUACAGUUAAUGAUAUCAGGAUUUCUCGCUGAUUACUGGGGAUGGCCGUCAAUAUUUUAUGCAAAUGGUGUUGUUGGUGUAAUAUGGACUGUUGCUUAUAUUUUCCUGGGUGCCGCUACACCGAGUAGUUCAAAAAUGAUCAGUGCUGAAGAAAGAAUGUACAUCGAAAGCUCUCUCGGACAUGUUGGAGGUGCAAAUAAGAAAUUGUCAACUCCUUGGAAAUCGAUAUUUACAUCACUGUCGUUCAUAUCGCUCAUCAUAGCACAUUGUGGACAAAAUUGGGGUUUCUGGACCCUAAUGACUGAGAUACCCUCUUACAUGAAACAAGUUUUGGGAGUGGACAUUAAAGCGAAUGGAGUAAUGUCCGCUUUGCCGUAUCUUGCCAUGUAUUUAUUAAGCUUCCCAUUAGGUUUCCUCUCAGACUACGUACUUAAGAAGAAUUGGUUGAGCGUCACUGCUAGUAGGAAGCUCUCUAAUUCUCUUGGACAUUACGGCCCUGCUAUUGCUCUUAUCGGUCUCUCGUAUGUGCCUGCUGGUAAUGUGGCCAUCGCUGUCGCCGUACUAACAGUAGUCGUAGGACUCAACGCCGGCCACUACACUGGAUAUUUGCUGGUUCAUAUUGAUAUGGCUCCAAAUUUUGCUGGAACGAUGAUGGGUAUAACAAAUGCAAUAGCUAAUGUCAUAUCUAUAAUUGCACCGCUUGUUGCUGGUGUUUUGUUGAAUGACGAGACUGAUGCCCAGGAAUGGAGGAAAGUGUUUUACCUUUCAUCAGCUAUCUACAUUGUUUGCAACACAUUCUUUGUCGUUUUUGGAUCCUCGAAAAGACAAAAGUGGAAUGAAGUGGAUGAAUCUAAAGACGGCGAAAAAAAUAAAAAUUGA
Danaus chrysippus (African queen) is the source of this 1380-nucleotide messenger RNA. NCBI's taxonomy places the organism in Eukaryota, Metazoa, Arthropoda, Insecta, Lepidoptera, Nymphalidae. The record is from the annotation of a GenBank genome assembly.